Molecule: messenger RNA, 1128 nt
Organism: Mytilus californianus (California mussel)
Lineage: Eukaryota; Metazoa; Mollusca; Bivalvia; Mytilida; Mytilidae
Exons: 7
Coding region: 13-1029 (338 amino acids)
Source: RefSeq, a predicted model, not a curated record
UCUUCUUUAAAUAUGAAAAAGUUAUAUUUCGUGGGUCUUUUUUCAGUGCUUGUGUUUCUGUCUGAUUCAUCUCCAGUAAGAAAUAUGCAGAAUCGCGAGUUUGAUUUGCAUAAUGCCAUGCACUAUGCUUAUGAUCGACAAAGUUUGAGGGAAGAGUUAGGGAAUGCAACCGUGGAGGAAAGAAAAGAAUUUAUUCAGUCAAUCCAGAACGACUUGAACGACAUCGACGCUUUAACAACAAAAGUACUUGGACAUGACUGGACAACAGAACUAGAUCUGACUGAAGAGGAAAUUAUGAUCCUCUACCACCUUCGGAUUAUGGAGUCCUAUCUGCCAAAUGUUGGAGGUGGCCCCAGAAGUCUUUUCUUGGGUGAUUGUAUUGAAGCGUAUAUGGAAACAAAUUACAGUAGCUUCGACACAUUCGAAGAGGCAAGGAUUGGAGCAUUGAUACAAAUUAUAACGUGUGGAAUGGUUGGCUUAAGAACAUUAGAGAACGUAUUAGAUAUAAGUGACCUUACUGAUAGUGAUUUUGAAUGUUUGGACACCUUGGCAGCCAUAUUGGAAAAACUUUCGAGGGGAGUGGCAGAAAUGUUCACUGUUGGCCGAUUCUUCGAAGUAAUUAUGACAAUUGACGGUGGUCAAUACAACGACCCAGAAUCUUUCAACAAAGCUCUGAAAGGCAAGGCUUUAUCCAAAAUGAACCGUGAACAAGGUCCUAAUGGUAAUAACAUGAGACCACCAAGACCAGGUCUAAAUGACAAUGACAUGAGACCACCAAAACCUGGUCCAAAUGGUGAUGACACGAAACAACCAAGACCUGGUCCAAAUGGCAAUGGCAUGAAACCACCACCUGGUCCAAAUGAUGACGACACGAGACAACGAUCAUCAGAUAAAAAAUCCUUUGGUGUUAACAAUAGUGAUAUAGCAUCCCGACUUCAUAGAAUCAGCAGCAUUAAGGCAAGAAAGUUGGCUGAUACUAUGAAGGAUUUCAGAUCGUCAAGAUUAAGAACCUGGUUAAAAAUGUAUUGACUGGUUAAUGAAGAAAAAAUAUGCAACUGGCUGUAAAAUUGAAAAAAAAAAUCUAUCUAAUGUAGAAAAUGUAUUCAAUAAUAAAAAUGAAUCUAGUAA